AUGGAGGAUCUCGCGGGCACCAUUCACGUUGGCACGACUAAGGAGGAUGUCGUUGAAGUUCGGGCCGCUGAGGGUGACCCCACAGGCGACCCUGGAGAGCCUGAUCUGGACGAUCCUCAUGGUGAAUGCGAGAUUGGAGAUGGUGACUAUGACAAGCCGCCUGUAGACAGCUUUGUAUGUAAAAUGAGACCAAAGGUCGGUGUGGCCUGUAAUCUCACGGCUUGGCAACGGGCUGGUGGACAAUGCAACGCCAGUGACCCUUCCACCCGCGUCCUUGCUCUUUGA
Acaulospora colombiana is the source of this 285-nucleotide messenger RNA. The record is from the annotation of a GenBank genome assembly. Lineage: Eukaryota; Fungi; Glomeromycota; Glomeromycetes; Diversisporales; Acaulosporaceae.